AUGGCUGUAUCCCAGGUGCGAUGGGGCGCCGUGCUGCUCGUCUUGGGCAUCGUGCUUGUCAUGAUGCCGGGAAAGGCGGCGGCAUUUGGGGCCGGCAACAUCCCAUCCAUCUCCCAGGUUGAGGGCCACAACUGGCGACAUGGAGAUAUUGAGGAUAUGCUUCAGACUCUCGUGUUUUUGAAAGGAAAGAAAUGGUCAUCUAAGAACAUUUCACGAGUCUACUUCGGGAACUGGCUCCGUGACUACUCCCAAGCUGUCGAUGUAGGAAGUCUGAAAGGAGUCAACGCGGAAACUGUGAGAAUCUUGGUCUGGGUCCUGUCGUUCCUCUCGUUUGGUUAUGCCACGGCAGAGUUUGAAGUGACUGCCGAUCGUCUCGGAGUGUACCGACCUGAGGAACAUAUUGAUAAUCCCCUCGGCUAUGGCGACGGCAAAGACGCGCGCGAGUUUGACCCUCGCCUUCGCGGCCCCGUUGAUCCUCGCGAGGUUGAAGUGGAUCCCCGAACCGGCAUGAAGAACUACAUCGCCAACGAGAGCGGCGGCUGGGCUACCAGUGUGGGCUAUCUCAGGUUCAGCUUUGCUCGUUGCAUUCACUUUGGUCGUCUUUACACGAGCGGCAGCCGGCCAGGCAAGGAAGAGGAUCUCUGCGAGGCUUUGAGGUGUCUAGGACAGGCGUUGCACUGCAUGGAGGACUUCUCGGCACACUCCAACUAUUGUGAGCUGGCUUUACGAGAGCUUGGUCACCACGAUGUAUACCCUCACUGCGGUACUUCGACUGAAAUCAACUUGAAUGGCCGUCGGGUUUAUCCUCUCGUCACUGGCACAUUUGGAGCUGUCGACUUUUUGCAUUCGGUGAUUGGCGAGGCCACGGACAAUUUGACCCAGUCUGAAGUUGACGAGAUGAACGAAGCUCUGAUUUCGGCACAAAACAUAACAAAGCCUGGCGCAGGUGAUGGGAGCCGGUCGCUGUUCGGGUCCUCUGGAGACAGUGCCAAUGGUUUCAUAUCACUUAUUGACAAACUUCCCGGAGUUGGCAACGGAUUUGCUAGCGAAGCCAGAGCUCUUCAAGCUGAGUCGGCAGCUCAGGAUCAGCAGAACCAAACACUCAGCCGGGCCAACCAAGUCCCUGGAAUGAGUCCUGAUUUCGAUGCUGUCGCAACAGCGAAGAAGAUUUAUCCUAUCCUUGCUUUCCGGGACAAGAUAGUUAGGGCCAUCAGCGACACUAUCUCCAAGAUUCCCGGCAUGGAGAAGCUCCUCGAACGUAUCGGUGAAACUCUCACUGCGUUCGUUCUUGGUCUUCUGGCGCCGUUUGUGCGCCCUAUCAUCAAUGGAGUGUCCAAGGUUUUGAAAGACGGUUCGUCUGGUGUGAUCGCCAGCUCUUCAAACUCCCAGCUUGAGCCAUGGAAGGAUCCAUUAUGCUCUAACCCGACGCAUUCCAUGCUGAGCAAAGACCACUUCACAAACGUGCUGAACUCAUGUGCUGGUCGCGUUGCGUCGACGGUGCUUCAAUACGUUGUCCCACGUGUCCUUUUCGCAUGGGAGAACCCGGGGGUGCCUGUGGAUGAGUUGGUCAACGAUGUCAUCCGAGCCUUUCACCAUCCCGCAGCUCGCAACGAACAGAUCGAUAUUCAAAAACAGAUGUUCGACACCGUAAGGAACUGGUCCAAUGAGUCUCACCAUGUCAUCCGCCUCCUGUCAUCGGAGAGUGUCAAAGCGGGCAAGAACCACGUACUCGCCAAUGGCCAAACAGCGAACAAGUCCCUCGGUGGCCACGACGGGCACGCUCAUGGUCCUACGGGAUUCCCCGCAGCCGCGAUGCGUGAGCUGGGAGGACAUGGCAAAGUCUCAGGCUCUCUCUGGUCCCAGGUCAAGACCCGCGAUAUGGGUGCCAUGAGCAGCGGGCCUUCAGGAGCGGCAGCGCCCCCGGAGCCCGACUACUCGACCCGGCCGCCGGCAGAUACUCAGCCUUCAUAUAACCAGCCGGCACCUCCUGCGACGUAUGGCUACGGUCAGCCCAGCCAGCCGCAAUCAUAUGGACAACCCCAGGGAUACCAGCCCCAGCACCCGCAGCACCUGCAACACCCUCCCCAGCCUACAUAUGGAAGCGCUCCAUACGGAGGGCAACCGCCGUACCCACAGCAACCUCCCUACGGGCAGCAGCCUCCUUAUCAGCAGCAACCUCCAUACCAACAAGCGCCGGCACCCUACGGUCAGUCGUCACCAUACCCACCACAGCAACCAUACCCGCAGCAGUCGCCAUAUCCUCAGCAGCCUCCAUACGGCCAGCAACCGCCGUACCAACAGCAGCCCCCUCAUGGACACCAGGGCGGUUGGGGGCAGUCUGGCGAAAAUGUCCCCUUUAGCAAGGAGCUCGAAGUGUUGUUACAGCCGGGGCUAUCAUCUUCUCCUGCCUCUGGGAUUCUGCGCCUCGGUCCUGCGGAUGUCGCGUAUCUCCUUGGUGCCGAGACUGCCGAGCCCACCCUCGCUCCGGCGCUCCCAGCCGCCGAGACGCACGACGAGGCAGGUGGCAUUGUCGCCGUCGGCCGAAACCUCGGUGGCGUAGUCUACGACGUCGCGGCCACCCUGCUCAGGCGUCUUGGCCUCCUUGACGACGUCGACAAUCUCCUGGUCCGACAGCGAGCCCGAGACGCCGUCGCUGACCAGGACGAGAAAGCUGUACUCGGCGGGGCCCAUCUCUGUGCGGCACAGCUCGGGCUCGGCCGAGACGCCGACGCGCUUGCUCUGCAGGUCGCCAAAGGCGCGCGAGUUGGCGAGGCCGCUGAAGCGCUCCUCGCCGAACGAGUCGGUAGCGACGCUGGAGCCGAGGAAGCGGCUCAGGCGCCGGGCCUCGGCGGGCGACGACGGGUGGUGGUCCGAGGUCAAGGCGCGGGCGAGGCCCGUGGCCGUCUCGCAGAGCAGUGCGCGCGUGUCGCCGACGUGGGCCACCAAGAGGGUGCUGCUGGCCGAAGGCUGCCAGAAGGGGGCCGGCGUAGGGGUCGAGAUGAGGGCGACCGAGGCCGUCGAGCCGCCCUUGAAGCGCGUGGGACCGCCGAUGCGGUGUCGGCGUCCCGAGCUGGGCGCCACAUGGUGAGGCGCGCCGAGGACCUCAUCGUUGUUCACGGGCGACUCGGCGAGCUUGGGAUCAUCCGCAUCCGGCUUGCGGGCUUGGGCUGUGAUGAAGUCUAG
This is a messenger RNA of Pyricularia pennisetigena, 3183 nucleotides long. RefSeq lists its product as uncharacterized. Bases 1 to 3183 code for a protein of 1060 amino acids. NCBI's taxonomy places the organism in Eukaryota, Fungi, Ascomycota, Sordariomycetes, Magnaporthales, Pyriculariaceae. The record is from RefSeq and is a predicted model, not a curated record. The transcript has 8 exons.